CCGCCUUCCGCACUGCGGACGCCUCUGCUCUACCCGAGUCAGUUUCCGGGAGCAUGCGCAAACCCCCGUACGUCAAGAUGGCGGCCUCCAUAUUGCACACGCUGGUGAGGCGGUAUCCUACCGUUUCGCCCUUCAGAGGUAUCAGCGGAGUUCAGGUUUCCCUCCAGACUUUUUGCACCAAAGCCCCUCCUGGAAAAGAUACUUUGCCCCCAGCUCCUGUUUCUCCUUAUGAGAGUGAACCCUGGAAAUACCUGGACUCAGAAGAAUACCAGAGCCGCUAUGGUUCUCGCCCUGUCUGGGCUGACUACCGCCGCAACCACAAAGGCGGUGUUCCCCCGCAGCGUACUCGGAGGACGUGCAUUCGUAAGAAUAAAGUUGCUGGGAAUCCCUGUCCCAUCUGCCGGGAUCACAAGUUGCACGUGGACUUUAGGAAUGUGAAGCUCUUGGAACAGUUUGUGUGUGCCCACACGGGCAUCAUCUUCCAUGCCCCCUACACAGGGGUUUGUAUGAAGCAGCACAAGAGGUUGACUCAGGCCAUCCAGAAAGCCAGGGAGCAUGGGCUCCUCAGUUACCACAUUCCCCAGGUGGAGCCGCGGGACCUCGACUUCGGGACUUCGCAUGGAGCCGUGAGUGCCACUCCGCCAGCCCCCAGCCUGCUUUCCGGUGACCCCUGGUACCCUUGGUACAGCUGGAAGCAGCCACCGGAAAGAGAACUGUCCCGGCUUCGCCGGCUCUACCAGGGCCAUCUCCGAGAAGAGAGCGGGCCCCCGCCUGAGUCCAUGCCCGAGGAGCCCCCUGUGGCCCCAGCUGAGCAGAGCCCCCCAAGUGCUCUGUAGGACUUGGACGCCAAGCAGGGUGGCCAAGGUCUCUGGCAAUGGCCGACAGCAGCCCAGGAAACCCUGGACUGUGGAGGGGUAACUCCGUCUGCGGUGGAGGGAGCGCAGGGCCUGUGUGCACACUGAGAACAGAUGCGCUUAGCUCUCUGUCUCCGACUUCUGCAGGCUCACUUUCUCCACAAUAAAGUUGUGUCUCCCA
Messenger RNA from Chinchilla lanigera (long-tailed chinchilla), 1035 nucleotides. RefSeq names its product mitochondrial ribosomal protein S18B (gene Mrps18b). Gene Ontology annotation, biological process: mitochondrial translation. The transcript has 7 exons. Bases 54 to 836 code for a protein of 260 amino acids. Gene Ontology annotation, molecular function: structural constituent of ribosome. Gene Ontology annotation, cellular component: ribosome; mitochondrion. The record is from RefSeq and is a predicted model, not a curated record. Lineage: Eukaryota; Metazoa; Chordata; Mammalia; Rodentia; Chinchillidae.